Messenger RNA from Callorhinus ursinus (northern fur seal), 2589 nucleotides. It is a transcript of the gene FRAT2, whose product is annotated as FRAT regulator of WNT signaling pathway 2. Gene Ontology annotation, cellular component: cytoplasm. The record is from RefSeq and is a predicted model, not a curated record. NCBI's taxonomy places the organism in Eukaryota, Metazoa, Chordata, Mammalia, Carnivora, Otariidae.
UCCGCGAGUGGGAGAAACCAACCCAGACCACCUCAGAGUCGGCGUUCUCUCGUGCUGCUUACCGGGCCGAGGAAGUACGCAGCUCUCCCCACUCCCGGGAUCCCCUCCUAGGUAGGUACCGAGAGCAAACGCCAGAGGGCUCCGACCGCGGCCCUGCACUGCCCGCGACGACCCAUUACCCGGCCCCUGCUCGCGCGUCCCCCUCCCCGGCCCGGCGCGGUGGUAGGGCCCGGCGGCGACGUCACCCAUUGUUUACAAAUCAACCCGAGCCGGUAGGAUUCCGGCUCCCGCGGCUGCAGGCGCGCGGCGCGAGUGCCUGGCGGGCUCUCGCUUCCGCGUCCGCCCGGGACCCCCGCCCCCGCCCCCGCUUCGGCCUCAGCCCCGCGCCCCGCGCCCCGCUCCGCCGCGGCCCACCGAGCCCCGCCGGCCGCCGAGCCGCCAGCGCCGGCCGCAGAGCUCCGGGUGCCCGGGCGGGGGGCCAUGCCGUGCCGGAGGGAGGAGGAAGAGGAAGCCGGCGAGGAAGCGGAGGGGGAGGCAGAGGAGGAGGAGGAGGAGGACAGCUUCCUCCUGCUGGAGCAGUCGGUGACGCUGGGCGGCUCGGGCGAGGUGGACCUGCUGGUGGCCCAGAUCGGCGAGACGCUGCAGCUGGACGCGGCGCAGGACAGCCCGGCCUCCCCGUGCGCGCCCCCGGGGCCGCCGCUGCAGCCCCCGCGGCCCCCGGCGGCCGUGCGGGCGGACAAGGCCCGGCCCCCGGCGCUGCCGCUGCUUCUGCCGCCGGCGCCGGCCGAGGCGGUGGGCCCGGCGCCCCCGGGGGCCCUGCGCUGCGCCCUCGGGGACCGCGGCCGCGUGCGGGGCCGGGCUGCGCCCUACUUCGUGGCCGAGCUCGCCGCAGGCCCCAGCACUCUGCCCGGGCCGUGCCGGCGAGGUUGGCUGCGGGGCGCCGUUGCCUCCCGCCGCCUGCAACAGCGACGGUGGCCCCCAGCCGGGACGCGCGCCCGCGACGACGACCCGCACCGGCUCCUGCAGCAGCUCGUGCUCUCGGGGAACCUCAUCAAGGAGGCGGUGCGGAGGCUUCAGCGAGCCGUCGCCGCUGUGGCAGCCACGAGCCCCGCGGGCGCCUCUGGGCCCGGAGGCGGCUGCAGCGGACCGGACCCUGUCGCCCUGCAGCCCUCCGGCGCCUUGCACUGACCCCGGGCCCCAGGAGGAGCGAGGACGCCGCUGCGCAGACCCAACAGCGUCCUGCCCUCCCCAACCCAGAGCUGAAGCCGCCGUCGCCGUCCUGGGAGCGACCGCCCAGGCUGCGGGGAGACGCGUGGGGAGAGACCUCGAGGCGAGAACUUACCGGUCCCAGCGAGGCUGUCGGAGAACAAGAGCGUGGAGAAAUGCACGGGCCAGGGCGCAAACGUGCCGCGUGAGAAUUUCCCCGGCCACCUCGGGGCCAAGGACCUGGGAUAAACUGGGAGAACUGUGGCAGCUACUUGCAUCGACUUGUACCUGAUUUAACCCUUGGGGGCGUCGUGUGCUUCGAUUGUUUAAAGAUUGGGCUCCAAGGGGCGGGUAUCGCCAGGGCUUUAUAACAAUACUUGAAAACUAAUGAUACGCAUACAUUUUAUUUUCCGGUGGAAGAGCUUAGUGAAAAUGGUGCUACAUUGGCUGUGCAAAGAAAUUCCGGAGGGAAGAAGAAUGUAAAAGCUUGCUGGUGGGUGGGUUGCCAUCACCCCCUUCUUCCCACCUAAUUGGUGUUUGGUGGCUGUGGGAGAUGGAGCUCCUGUUUAGUGGGUUAGAGGGAGGUGGAGAAUUUUGAAGGUGGGUAGGGUUGGAGUUGAAUGUGGACUUUUAACUGACUUGACCUUGCCACCUGUGGGUGAAGGUCACAGUGUGCUGUGUAAAAGGCUGUGGGGUUCCUGGGACAGCUAGAUUCGCCCUUUUGUCUUUUCUUUCUCUUGCUCCAGGAAGAGCGCAGUCUGUGCUUUGCCUACCUCUUGGAGUCCGCUGAGGACACACAGAGGCAGAGAGGGACAAAUGGGGAGAGUGAUUUUGUUUUUUUUCCUGUGCUUUCCUCUUCCCAGAACUCCUCCUCCUCCUCCUCUCUCGGGGCCACUCUUGGCCAUGCCAUGAGCUUUCUCAGAAAGUCCUAAAUGGUCUCCCGGGUCCUCUCAGCCAGACUUUCUUAUUCCACCCUUCCUGGUGUUUGCACGGGAGAGAUGAGACCCCGGCGGGUUUUCUGCUCUGUUCUGGCCGUCUGUGGAGCCGUGGGCCUGAGCCUUUGUGGGCCCUCAUCCCUCACAGUUCCCUCCUGUCACCAGCUCUUCUUGUGAGUGACUGAAACCGUGUUUAAAAUGUGACUCUCCGAGAGGAGAACCCACUGGCUUUACCCUUGUGAAACUUGACGGCACUUUAAGUGAAGUGCCACCCCCAAAAUUAAGGUAGCUAAACCAGUUUUAAAAAACAGAUUCAAUGGCUUGUUCAUCCUCCAGAUGUAGCUAUUGACGUACACUUCGCACCGGAGUGUCAGAAAUCGUGGUGGUCCUGAUUUAUAGGAUUUCUUAAUUAAAAUGUCUGCUGAAUAAAUUUGGUUUUUGUUUUGGA